This is a messenger RNA of Colletotrichum paranaense, 837 nucleotides long. RefSeq lists its product as uncharacterized. The transcript is spliced from 5 exons. Bases 1 to 837 code for a protein of 278 amino acids. Lineage: Eukaryota; Fungi; Ascomycota; Sordariomycetes; Glomerellales; Glomerellaceae. The record is from RefSeq and is a predicted model, not a curated record.
AUGGCGUACUUCAUAGACGGAAAGGAUUGCAUGAUAUCCGAAUGGAUUCUACUAGCAGUUUCCUAUGUAUUCGUCGGUCUCCGGAUUUACGCUCGCCUCUUCAGGUUACGAGAGAAGCUGGCCUGGUCUGACAUUCUCCUCGUCCUCUCUGCUAUCAACGCUCUCGCAUUAAUCAUAUGUGACACUCUGACCUUCCAACUCGGCGUCAUGGAUCACUGGGAGUCUUCCGUCGCUCUUUCCAAGAUCUCCUUCGCAUCAAACUACUUCUACGAUGUCGGAAUGGGCAUCCCCAAAAUGAGCAUGCUGGCAUUCUACUGGGCCUACUUUCCCUCAACUACCAGCCCGGCAAUGCGCAAGGCACUUUGGGGUAUCACUGCUUUCGUCUGCCUUUCGUACAUGGCUAUACUUUGGGACGACACAUUCUUUUGUGGAAAGGACGUUUCGGUGCAGUGGUCACAGGAAGAUGGCGCAUGCAGUGUCUUUUACGCCCCAGAGCCCUUCAUCCUCAACUUCACCCUCAACCUCGCCUGCUACCUUUGCGUCUAUGUUCUCCCUUUGACUCUGUUGAUUCAAGGUGUUCUCGAGAGAUCCACUGGCCUGACUCUUACUUUUGCUCUUGGUACUUUAACCAUCAUGACAACCAUUGUACGCUUCAUUACCCUGAAAGUUGGCACUGGCCAGGAGAAUUUGGUUUAUCCUCUGAGCAUUCUGGAAAUGACUCUUGCGAUGACCGUUGUGGCCCUUCCGGGUUUGAAGCCUUUUCUCGACCGCCAAUCUACGAAGUCUUCAGUCGAAACAGUUCAUGUCGAUCACGAGAGCAAGAACUUUUCGUCAUGA